Numida meleagris (helmeted guineafowl) is the source of this 5098-nucleotide messenger RNA. It is a transcript of the gene JMJD6, whose product is annotated as arginine demethylase and lysine hydroxylase. Gene Ontology annotation, biological process: phagocytosis. The record is from RefSeq and is a predicted model, not a curated record. The coding region runs from base 114 to 1358 and encodes 414 amino acids. Gene Ontology annotation, molecular function: P-TEFb complex binding; histone H4R3 demethylase activity. The transcript is spliced from 7 exons. NCBI's taxonomy places the organism in Eukaryota, Metazoa, Chordata, Aves, Galliformes, Numididae. Gene Ontology annotation, cellular component: cytoplasm; nucleus.
GGCGGGGGCGGGGUUUCGGCGGCGGCGGCGGCAAGGGGGUGAAAUUUCUCGAAGGUGCGGCGGGGCCGGGGAGCGGGGACGUGGGUCGGGUGCAGCGGGUCCUUGGUGCCGCCAUGAAUCACAAGAGCAAGAAGCGGAUCCGCGAGGCGAAGCGCAGCGCCCGGCCCGAGCUGAAGGACUCGCUGGACUGGACCCGUCACAACUACUGCGAGACCUUCCCGCUCAGUCCCGCUGCCUGCAAGGAUAAUGUGGAGAGGGCGGAUGCACUCCAGCUAACGGUGGAGGAGUUUGUUGAGCGUUAUGAAAAGCCGUACAAGCCCGUAGUCCUGCUGAACGCCCAGGUGGGCUGGUCUGCCCAGGAGAAGUGGACUCUGGAACGGCUGAAACGCAAGUACAGGAACCAGAAGUUCAAAUGUGGGGAGGACAAUGAUGGUUAUUCUGUGAAGAUGAAGAUGAAAUACUACAUUGAGUACAUGGAAACCACGCGUGAUGACAGCCCACUGUACAUUUUUGACAGCAGUUAUGGAGAGCAUCCCAAGCGCAGGAAACUCCUGGAGGACUACAAAGUACCCAAGUUCUUCACUGAUGAUCUGUUUCAGUAUGCAGGGGAGAAACGAAGGCCCCCUUACAGGUGGUUUGUGAUGGGCCCGCCUCGUUCUGGGACAGGAAUUCACAUCGACCCCUUGGGAACGAGCGCGUGGAACGCCUUAGUCCAGGGACACAAGCGUUGGUGCCUGUUCCCCACCAGCACUCCCAGGGAGCUGAUCAAAGUGACACGGGAGGAGGGAGGGAACCAGCAGGAUGAAGCUAUCACGUGGUUCAACGUCAUAUAUCCCAGGACGCAGCUUCCCACCUGGCCCCCCGAAUUCAAACCCCUGGAAAUCUUGCAGAAGCCAGGCGAGACUGUUUUUGUACCAGGUGGCUGGUGGCACGUAGUUCUCAAUCUGGACACAACGAUCGCCAUCACACAGAACUUUGCCAGCUGUACCAACUUCCCUGUGGUGUGGCACAAGACGGUGAGAGGGAGACCCAAACUGUCCCGGAAGUGGUACAGGAUCUUAAAGCAGGAGCAUCCUGACUUGGCAGCACUGGCUGAUUCAGUUGACCUGCAGGAAUCUACUGGCAUUGCUUCUGAUAGCUCUAGUGAUUCUUCCAGUUCCUCAAGUUCGAGCUCUUCCGACUCUGAUUCAGAGUGUGACUCUGGCUCCGAGACAGAGGGGAUGAUGCACCGGAGGAAAAAGAGGAGGACGUGCAGCAUGAUGGGGAAUGGUGAUACAACUUCCCAGGACGACUGCGUGAGCAAAGAGCGCAGCUCCUCCAGGAUUAGGGAAUCUUGUGGAGGCCGCAGUUACCCCUGAGAGAUAACAGCACCCACCCAGAGGCAGCUGCCGAUCGGAGCUCCGCUAGCAGCCGGCCAGCUCUGUGCUACCCCCUUCUGCUCCUGCUCCUCACAAUCCUUUUUUGUCACUUUUCUUCGAUCCCAACAUCAGUCUUCAUUACGUGCUGUUGAAGGUUGGCUCCUUACUAACUGAAAGGGGAACGCCCCGACUACAUUUCUCGUGCAAUGCUUUGUCCCCUCUGCGCCCCGAGUGAGUGCACUAAUAACCCAUCUUUGGGUACGGACAUGCCAAGUAUUUAAUGGUUUGUGUAACUGGCGAGGAAGACAACGGUCAGUUUUUAAAGAACUUUUUAAAACCAGCAGGUAAAUCUGGAAACCUGCCUUGCUUUGACACUGUCAUAUGUUUACAUGUUGUCCUGUACACUUGAGGAAAGGAACACCAGCCCUCCUGGCCCAGCGAAUGUCAGCGGAUCUCGCACCGGUUUCAGGCAGCGGAGGUGGGAUGAAUGCUCCAAGCACUGAAGCAACUUCAGUGGGGGUGACCACCUACCUGAAGCAUCUUCUGUGGUCUUAUCCUGCACGUACGCAUCUGAAGUGCAUCCUGUUAACCAGCCACGAUCCAUUUACUUCUGCUCUGCGUAGUAACAAAGAUGCACUAGCACCUUGCCGUAGGAAUCUCGAUGGAGCCAGAGAGUCCUGGAGUUUCUUGCACAGCAAAAAAAACAUGGGGGAAAGUCAGCAUUUGCCAGUAAUGACACUCCUUUAGGUGUAGGUGUGAUGCUUAGCACUGGGCAGCAACUGACAAAGUCUGACUCUUACAUAGCAACAACGGUUGCUGGGCUUUAAGUACUGAGCAGUUGUGGGGCCGUGGACUUGUUCAGGCCAGUGCGGUUCACGUGUGUAAAUGGCUUUUCUUUGAGGCCGUGGGUUCCGAAAUUUAUAGAACAUACAGUGCCAAUUUUAAAGGACUGGGAGGGGGGCAUAUCGAUGUUGGAUGCUUUAUAAAAAUGAAAUGUGAUGUUUUAAGUCUGUGUAGGUGCAUUUGUAUUAUGGCGGGUAAAGCUCUCAUCCCCAAGGGAUCUGUAGGAUCUGCUGUUCCUUUCGCAGGGGCUUGUGCUGGUAGUGUCAGCAAAGAGGUCUGUGCUGCUGGAGGCGUGCUGCAAGGAAGCAGUGCUUCUAUUCUACCUGCACAGUGCAGCCAGGAGCUGGCUGUGUUGGGAUGCUUCCUUGAGUGCUCUCCUGAGGCCCAGGAGGUGGCAUUCCAUCUCACAUCAGCCGUUCUUCUUUGAGAGAGGGAGGUUGGAAGCAGAAGUGGUGUGCGUGUACUAAUCCUGCAAUAACGCCCAGAACUGGUAGCUGAAUUAAAAAGCAGAUUGGCAGCCUUAACUGUGACUUCUGUUGUAUCUGCUGGGUUUGAUGGAAGCCGGAACGUUGUCUGGAUUUUAUUUAUUUGAACCCUGUCUCUUUCCUGUUUUAACACUCUCUCCCUCUUGGAGAUUGGGCUGUGUCCUGUUGUGCAAGGGAACCCGAACUACAUUAGUCAGGAACUCAGCUUCUGAAACUCCUGUACCAGUCAGUUCAUGUAGGAGCAGUGUGUUGGUGAGGAGGGAGAGAAGCUUUGUUGGUGUAUUCCUUAGCUGUCCAGACUCCUGAAUUUCCUAUGGUAGCCACAUGUAAGUGAACACGGACAUGCCCACUCUAUAGAGCGCUGCAGAUUAUUCCAGAAGAUUACUUCACUUGAAGAAAACUUCCAUAACUACUGGUGUUUCUGCCUAGGGUUGCCUUUUUUUUUUCCUGCUCAAUCGAACGGCCCAGGACUCUGCACAACCCACGUAGUCCUCAGAGAGAGCGAGCUGCAGCUGCUGCCUGUGGAAGAACGGAGGGGCAGGAGUUCUGCCAAGCUGCAGAAGCCUGAUGUCUGUCACGGUGAGAGGAGCCCUUCAUAGCAGCUGUGCUGUGUUUGAGGAGGCUGCCUGCCCUCUUUGCUGCUGGCCGGUUGCUUUGUGAGGAAGAUGGUGCACGCUGCAGCCUGCUGAUGUGUUCGGUGUGCACGGUUCAGCUUUGCCAUCUUAAAUCUUACGCAUGCUUGGGAGGCCGAGCACCGCGCCAGGAGAGCCGUGCCUGCUCCACCAGAAGCACAGCAGGGAGGACCCACGGUGCAGAGCGUUCUGUUCCUUCGUGCCUAUGAACUCUCCGUGGGGUGAGAUAAAGCAGUUUCCAUCUGAAGGCUGCGUUCAUGAGACGUCCCUUACGGAAGUGAACCACGAGCAUCGUGAUUCCUGCAGCACCGCGCUGACUUCUCCACGAGCGCUCUGUGAUAGGAAGCAGAGGUGUGUCUGCAUCAGCUGCCUGGGAACUGACACUCCUGGCAUCUCCAGUUCUUCCUCCCCCAGGCUCUUGCCUCAGCCAAGUUGGUGAGCUUCUGCCUUUGUUAAGAUGGGGAAAUACCUACCUCACAGGGGUGUUGUGAGGCUGAAAUGUGAUUACUGUGUAAGAUGCUCUGACAUCCUUCUCCCAAGUGUGUUCCAGAAACACUGAGUGAGCUGAGGCUUCCUAACCAGGCGUUAGCUUUUCCUAGCAGCAACAUUCGGGAUGUUGUGCAGCACUUUUGGCCACGUGGUGUUCUCUGGUGGGCCUUCCAGAACUGCUGUGUGGUACGUAAAUGGAGGCAGAAUGAGGCUUUUUGUCCGGCCAGGAUUUAACAUUUGGCAUUUCGUCACUUGCUCUAAGCAGGAGGUUCUGCUAUUUCGCUAGAUCAGGAUUUAAAAAUACUAACAAAUGAACUGGAUAAGUUAACUCUUAUCAGGGCGUCGGCCUCGCUGGCCUUACAGGAGGAAGGGGAUGUUCCCCAGGCCCCUUCCGUGCCAGAGCAUCACGUUAUGAGCUGCUCCCAUUGUGCCUCGAUCCGUGCGUGUGGGAGCCUGGCUGGGGAGCUCCCGUGUGCUCUCACUUCUCCAGACUUGUGCUCCUUGCAGCAUCGAUGCCCCUCCUAACCCCACUGCUUCCGCGUACUGUAGAGCCAUGGAUGUAGCAGACCCAGCGAGCCCCUCGUUUCUCCGAGCCCUGCAGCGCAGCACUGCUCUGCCUCAGCCCCCACGCUCAGCCUGCUCCGUGCUGGUUGGAACUGGGCUUCCCGGACACGUGAUGCUGUUGUGCCUGCUCUUGCCAAAGGGAAGGGAGCUGGGAGCUCAGGUCCCCAAUGCAGGCUGGUCUGCUCUGAGGGUUUGGGUGUAAAUGAAUCCCCCUCAGAGCCGCGGGCUCAGAGCCGCGGCCAUUGCUCAGCACCUGCUGCUGCACAAGUGCUCGGGGCAGGUGAUGCUGAGGAGGCGCUGGCACACAAACCUCCCUCCCCUUUCCAGCUUGGAUGGGCUGGCUCCGCUUUGUCUUCUCAGUUACAUGAAGCCUCUCCACGUGCUUGGAAGGAAGACAGCAACCUCUUUUAUAGCAAACCUGGAGCCUUUUCCUCCUCGAAUCCCCAGCCAUCGUGGGGCAGAAAGCAAGACUGCUGCCUGAAUGAGCCGAAAUGCCCGUGUGGGCUAAUGCAAUAGAAAUACAUAUUGUAACAAGGAUUUGGGCAUUCCCCUUCUUAAGGGGGGAAGGAAAAAGCGUGCAGAUCCAUGCAGCAGUCUGUGCCAGCCCCCAGCCCCGCCACUGCCAUCAGCUGCUUUUAUCCAGCAGAGCUGGGAUACUCUUCAUCGUCUCGUUUGAAUGAUUGUGGUUUUGCUUUUUAUUUUAAAUAAAAUCAAUUAUUUUGCAUUC